Kockovaella imperatae is the source of this 1708-nucleotide messenger RNA. Its product is annotated as HAD-like domain-containing protein. The coding region runs from base 286 to 1695 and encodes 469 amino acids. Lineage: Eukaryota; Fungi; Basidiomycota; Tremellomycetes; Tremellales; Cuniculitremaceae. Gene Ontology annotation, molecular function: protein serine/threonine phosphatase activity. The record is from RefSeq and is a predicted model, not a curated record. The transcript is spliced from 3 exons.
UCCACCCCCAACACUUUUGGAUUUCAUCUUCGUCCACUGUCAAGCUUACGGUGACACAUAUUGGGACUAUUUGGAGAUUCUGAUCAUCAAGAGGUGAACUUCGGAGUCUAUUGGACACCCUAAUUCCUCGCCAAGGUCAUCGCAGAUUGGCCCUCGAGCCAUAGCUACCCUCGCAGCUCCAAGAGCUUCCCCCUCGCUUUCGCCAUCGGAAUCAUGUUAAUCUGAGCGAAGCUGUGGGUCAUUCGCUACGGCCGCCUGGGUCAUUAGACACUAUAGAUCUUCAAUAUGAACACUCUCAGUCGUCUUGAUAAUCACCUCUCCUCUUAUUUUAUCAGCACACCACCGCCUCGGUCUCCUUCCCGGCGCAGUUCAUCGCAUUCCCCGUCGUCUCCUAGUCUAACACGAUCCUCCUCAAGUCGCCACCACAGUGCUUCCGGCGCUCGCUCACCCUCUGGCCCAAGGGGCAGACGACGUGGUCGUCGUCCGAAACCCACCACCUCGAAUGUCAAAGUUCCUCCUCCCUCCACUCCAGUCCUCCUCCGCAUCCUAUUAGCUUUAUGGUCCAUACUCUUGUCAUUUUGGCAAUCUCUGGUCGGCGAGAUUCGUGCAGAGAGGCUCCAGCGCAAACGGGCUGCUAGGCUACUACAGCAUCUCACAGGUGCCGCUGCAGCGCCUGCAGAGCAGAAAGAACGGGAUGAUGGGUCUGGCAGUGAUUCAGAGGCAGCCAGUAGUGAAGAUGAACCGUGGAUCGAUCCUGUCACGAGAGCGCCAGAGACAACGCUUCAUGAGAAUGACUCUAGCUCCGCCUUGUUCGCUGGUGACAAUUCUUCAGAGCCUUUCACCUUUCGACUCCCGUCGGCCGAGAAGAAAGAGGGCGAAUCUUCCACAUCAAAUCCUUCGAAUGGCCAGCUGACCUCCAUCCUCGACAACCCCAUACUCUCCAGCCCAGGUAGCCGCUCGAAACAAGCUCGACUCUUGCCGAAUCCAAUGUCGACCUCUCUCCUUGAUCCGUCCGUUCCCGUUGUUCCCGCCUCCCAAACCAUAAUGACGAGAGGAUCAUUAUCAAAAUAUCCACCGAGGCCACAUCAGACCCCCUUCCAUUUGCAGAAGACCUUGAUCUUGGACUUGGAUGAGACUCUGAUACAUUCAACCGCUCGUCCUUUAUCAUAUGCUGCCAGUGCGGGAGGAGGAUUGCUUGGACUGAGUUUUGGAGGACUGUUUGGCAAAGGCAGAAGGAGAGAAGGGCAUACUGUUGAAGUCGUUCUGAGGGGCCGCAGUACAACGUAUCAUGUCUACAAGCGACCAUACGUUGAUCACUUUCUCAAAAAGGUCGCGUCGUGGUAUACGCUCGUCAUAUUCACCGCUUCCAUGCCUGAGUACGCAGAUCCCGUCAUCGACUGGCUAGAUGGAGGCAGGGGUUUAUUCGCCAAAAGACUGUAUCGCGAAGACUGUUGUCUCACUCAGCCAGGAUCAUACGUCAAAGAUCUGUCCCUAGUAGAACCGGAUCUAAGUCGAGUCUGUUUCAUGGACAACUCGCCAAUAAGUUAUAUGUGGAACAAGGCCAACGCUCUGCCUGUCGAAGGUUGGACAUCAGACCCAAACGAUGAGGCUCUACUACAUUGUAUUCCGGUCCUUGACAGUCUGCGCUUUGUCAAUGAUGUUAGGCGGGUCCUGGGCAUCCGCGGAUUCUGGUAAACAUGCAUUUGUA